Molecule: messenger RNA, 8080 nt
Organism: Zootoca vivipara (common lizard)
Lineage: Eukaryota; Metazoa; Chordata; Lepidosauria; Squamata; Lacertidae
Source: RefSeq, a predicted model, not a curated record
GAGGAGUAGAAGAAAACGAAGGAGGAGGAGGAAACGGGUCCGCAUAUGACGCGCCUGACUCAGCCCGCCAAUCGGAAUCUAGGCGAAGGAGAUGACUUUUUCCAUUGGUUUAAAAGGGGGAAAGAAAAAAAGCAUCACGUGCCCGCCUCUUACUUCAGGCUGUGCGAGGAAGCGGCAGAGGAACAAAACUGAGCGGUAGGCCAUUUGUUCAGCACCAAUACUGCUGUGGAAAUAGAACUUUAUUUGGAGGGUGAUAGUGGAUUUGCAUAUUUAUACAAGUUAAAGUUGAGAUCACUGUGGACACCCUGUGGUGAAAAUAGGCAUGAACAGUCAGGUACUGAAAAAGAUGGAGUUUAAAAUUGAAGAUACAUGGAACAGCUUACCAGUCAGUCAUGAUCCAGUUACAAUCAAGUUGACAGGUGAAGAUGCUGGAAUGAUGAUAGAAGUGUGUGCUCCAUUUUUUAACGAUCCUCCGCCUCCUGGUGAACCUGGAAAACCAUUCAAUGGACUGUGGGACUAUGAGGUUGUAGAAGCUUUCUUCUUGAAUCACCAAACUGAGCAGUACUUAGAAGUGGAGUUUUGUCCGCAUGGGCAGUAUCUGGUGUUACUGCUUUCUGGCAGACGAAAAGUGUGCAAACAAGAACUUCCUUUAAUGUUUGAAGUGUCGAGAACGUGUGUCAAAUGGAAUGGAAAAGCUCAUCUUCCUUGGAGUUAUUUCCCACCAGCUACCAACAAAUUUAAUGCAUUUGCAAUUCAUGGGUCAGGAGUUAACAGAACAUAUGAAGCCCUCUUCCCUGUACCUCAACAUGACAUUGUGGCAAAACAGAAACCUGAUUUCCAUCGCCUAGAAUAUUUUAAAUGCCUGAACCUGAAACUGUUAAUGGGAGAAGAUUGGAAGCAACCAGAAUCUGACUUGUGGGCACUAUAUAAAUGCAACUAAAUAAAAAAGACAAAAGGUAGGCUACCAGAUAGCUUAAAGUAGGUGGUUAGACACUGAUGACCACUGCCUAACUGUAGUACUUAUAAGCAUUCAGUGGAUCAAAUCGAAGAGUGUUGACUUCAGUUUGCUGAAGUCCGCUGCCAUAGUUGCAUUAUAUAUCUGCAUGUAUGAAAAUAUCUGUCACCAAUGUCUAGGUUGGAGAAAAGGUUUUGUUUCCUCUCAACUGGGCCUUUCACAGUUGCUCAUUUGCAUCCUGAUCAUAUACUUUUAUUUAGUUAUCAAUAAGGAUCUGGGUAGGUUUAGCCUGCAAAAGAGGAGACUGAGAGCAGAUACGAUAGCCAUCUUCAAAUAUCUUAAGGGCUGUCACAUGGAAGUGAGAGCAUGCUUGUUUUCUCUUGCUCUGUAAUAAAAAUACAAUUAACAGGAAAAUAAAACAUAUUUGAAACACUUCUAAAACAUGUAGAAACUGUUAAAAUAAUCUAGAAACACUGAAACACAACAAAACAUGUAACGUGUCAUGUAUCUGAAUAGACCUCCUGAAACAGAAACAUUUUCAGCAGCCAUCAAUAAUGUCAAUAGUCGGGGAGUUUCAAAAUACAGGCGCUAAAGACAUGACUCCUGAUGAAUACAGUAUAGACAUUGCAUGGCACUUACAGAAGUGUGAGUUUUGCAGAUUGAAGUGAUCAAGUUGGCACAUAUUGGGCAAGGGAACCCCUUAAGCAAACUGGUCCCUGGCCAUUAAGGCAUUAUAUACCAAUAUUAUUAUGAGUCCUAUGGAUGAUAUUGGAGACUGUUUACUAAUUAUUAAUGUUGGGCCAGAAUUUGUUCUGGAUACAGAGAGUCCAGGCCUUUGCAAAUAGUAACAAUGCACCCCAAAAGUCCUUGCACCUUAUGUGUCUAGUCCAGCCUCAACUCACCCCACAAGUUGUUGCUAAUGAGUAAUUGACUGUGUCUUUACUUCCUCGUUUAGUCAUUUUAUCAGCUUUGUGAUCUUCAGCUGUCAAGCAUCUAAUCUUAUUCAAAUCCCCAUAUUGAUCUACUUUCUUUACAGGUCACUUGAGUAUUGCUCUUUUAUUGGUUCUGUUUCUCACAUUCCCUCACACAGAUUGUCUCUGUAGUAAAGUAUUUCAUGUUCUGGGGGUCUUAAAUACCCAACCGCUUCAAAGAUUACCUGACUGGAAUGCAAAAGAUGAAAGGAUACCAAGAAAAGAAAAGAGAUGAGAUGAGAAGAAUCCUUCUAAUUCCAAUCUAAUUUAUCCUCUCCUCCCUUCUUGCGAAUUUCUUCCUAAGUCAAUUAUAGAUGCUGUCUGAUAGCUGACAUUACUUCUGCAGUAAAGAAAAUGGGAACUUUCCCCCCUGAAGCCACACAUGUGUAUCCUAAUGGAUAAGAAGUGGCGAUGUAAUCAAGCUGUUUUCAAACAAAAUCCAUGAUUGAUGCUGCUUGCAAUAAUGAAUUUAGAAACUAAGCCAAUCACACUCUGCUAUACCUGCUAGAGCAGGCAUCCCCAAACUUCGGCCCUCCAGAUGUUUUGGACUACAAUUCCCAUCAUCCCUGACCACUGGUCCUGUUAGCUAGGGAUCAUGGGAAUUGUAGGCCAAAACAUCUGGAGGGCCGCAGUUUGGGGAUGCCUGUGCUAGAGCAUAAUUGGACAUUAAACAUUUCACUUUUCCCAACACAAGCAUGUGCUUAUUUUAUUUACAAUGACCUCCAUUGAGAUAGCUGCAAAAUUAUUUUGUUGCUCUGUUUGCCACCUGCAUUUUUUUCAAUGCCCCUCUGAUAAAUGGACACUUUUUGGGGUGUUGACAACUUGCGGUCAUGGAAGAUCUGUGGAACUAUCCACUUGGCAUGAGCAGGCAAACAUUGUAAUUCCACUAAAAACAUGUUCUGUUUAACCAGAAAUGGGUAUUGUCUCAAUGUAUUUAAUCUUUAAUUAUUGAUUAACGCAAGAUAAAAGUAAAUGACGUACCUGUUCAUUGUGUAUAUCAAGCAGGUUUUCAUUUCUCACACCAAACUGAUUAUGACUUAAGUAUAAAGGAACAAUGAAUGGAACAAUAUUGAUCCAGGUGCUUUUUAUCAUCUUUUCCCAUUAUACAUGAAAUUAAAAUGAAAGUAGCUAGAUGCUCACUUUUGAUGAAAGAAAAUUAUUGUUUUUUCAUCCAACGCAAUGUAAUAUAAUCUGAACUGCAAGUUAUUACAGAAGACAUUUGAUUAAAUACAGAAAAAAUAUAGUAUCUCUGGGUAUGUUGUGUAUGUAUCUCUACAUGAUGCUGGCUAAAAUGUUGCACCCACCUUGAUCAGCACAGAUCUGUUCAUGUUUUAUGUGUGUCUUUUGAAGGUAUGUUCUGGGUGGUAUUCAACUUAGUUUUACUCAGAAGAAAUUGAAAUUAAUAGGACCUAACAAACGUGUUCAUUUCACCGGAUGUAUUCUGAAUAAAACUUAGCUGAAUAUUGUUUGAUGUCUGGUAGACGAGCUGAAUAGGGCUCCAGGAAAACAACUGCUACACAGGUAGCACUCAAAGUAAAGUGUGUAGCACUAUGGCAUACAAACAUAACCCCACUCCCUCACUGCUGUGGAAGGUACAAUUGCUAGCAGGCAAGUCAUUGCAUCUGUGCAUGCUGCUAAAAUAAGUGAAAUGCUAUCAAAGAAGACAAGCGGCUAUGGCAGUAAUGACUCCACACUUUUCCUAGCUACUCUUAAAAUACCAGGAGUGAACCGUGUUUUAACCAUCCCAAAUUGAGACAAGGCCACAAAUAAAUAGCACAAUUACCCUGUUUCCCCUUUUUUAAUACGUAGUCAUAAAGUAAGCCAUGGCAGGGUUUUUAAGUAUUUGAGAAAUAUAAGACAUACCCCGAAAAUAAGCCAUACUUCCGCGCCGCGGAAACCAACCUCCACAGGCACCUCCACUCACAGAGUCACUCCAUGCAGCCAGCACUGCAGGAGCGCGAUCAGCUAUGAUGAGGCGCUCCAAGAGCUCCGCUUAACAGCUGAUCGUGCUCCCGCCUUGCUGGCUGCAUCCCCGCGCUCUGCCUUCUCGUCCACCGCCAUCCCUGCCACUUCCGUGCUUGCCGCCACUGCUGGGCUCACUGCUUCUUCCUUGCCUGGCCCGACCAAGGAGCUUGGAGCGCCCUGCAGCGGCGGGCGGAGCGCAUGAGCCAGCGGCCUCUGCCUGGCCCGGCCAAAGACGCCUGCCACCCCGCCACCCGGAACUGGGGGCUGCUGCAGCGCCGAGCACUCAAGACAGCCCAGCAGCGCCCUGAGCCAGUGCCCUGAACCGUAAAAACCGUACCGGUAAUAAAAAAAUAAGACAUCCCACCGAAAGUAAGCCACCCUGUGUUUUUUGAGGGGGGAAAAGUUAUAAGACGGUGUCUUAAAAAGGGGGAAACACGGUACCACAGCAUAUUGGCGGACACUUCAUGCUUCUCUUGCCGCUUGCAGGGCGUAUUAACUCUAGGUAGAAAGAAUAGGAUUUUCCUAAUGCAUGAAAGAACAGGUGCUAAGAUUGAGGUUACUAGUGAUAACUCACAAAUAUGUAUUGGAACUGGAGUUUCUGCAGACUAAAAUCUGUUAAAAGCAGCUAUGCAAACAAGAGAUCAAAAUAAGAUUUCAGAAUGUGUUUGAAAGCAUAGUGCCUAACAGAAUAUUGCAGAAUCAAGAAAUGAUGUGAUGCUAAUAACAUAAGCACACGGUAGUUAACAAGGAAGGAUAAUGCAGAAAAAGUUUGGUGCAGUUGGGUAUAAACAAAAGAACCAUUUUAUACAUCGGUUUGACAUCUGCUCUAGACUGGUGUUUUGGGUCAUAUGCUUGAUCUAAAAAUGGUUUUGGGGAAUUACAUGAAAAUGUCAACCUACAAACCCAUUUGCCAUUUUUACAUGUAUAAUAGUUAACGCGUUCUGUAUCAUUUUAAAUAUGUUUUCCAAAGUUUCAUAAUCCAGCAUUUUUUUCAAAAUGGCAUUUUAUGUGUGAGCAAGCAACCAGCAGCAUGACAUUCAAGGUGACUUGGAAUUUCUCUUUUCCUCAUCUUCAGUUAAAGACCUCUCCAAGAAAAUAGACAAUAGGUUAAUGAUCCUUCAUUGUAUUGAAAAGUUGGCUUUCUCAUUUAGAAAAAUGAGAAGAAACACAGGGGAUGAUGCCUAUAUGGGAAAUGUGGUUAUUCUGAAAGAAAGCAGAAACAGUCACUGAAGUACUGCUGUCAGUUGGCAACUUUGUUAUUGUUGAAUUUGAGACAUGGAGAAAAGUUGUGGACCAGGUAGGGAUGUAAAGUCAGUUUUUGUUCUCUCAGCUUCUUAUUUUUCAAAUAUUAAAUUGCUCCAGCAGUUUGCAAAUUCUAAAAUAUUCAUGAAAUUCACCAGCAUCUUACUGUGACUUUCUCCUAAUAAACACAAUGGGUUGAAAAGGAACAAAUCAUUAGGGUAUUGACUGAGCCAAGUCAAAAAUUCCUUUGGGCAUUGCAACUUCUUAAAUGGAUUUGGUGGUGCACACCUGCAGUUUGUGAAUGCAAAGUGAAGUGUCAUAUCACACAGUGUCUUGCUCUGAAGGCAUUUAUUUUUUUGUGUUUGUCACUGAAUUUUAUGUGUUAUGUUGGUCACAGGUCAUAUGCUGGAAAACGUUUUCACACUUGCCAAUAACAGUAACUGUGUAUAUUGCUUACUGAUUGAUUUUUUUAAUUCAAAAUUUUAGAGAAUAUAAUUCUUUUAAGGUCCAGAUAAAUUCUUGUGGUUGUAAAACUGUUUUGCUAGUCACGACUUUUAAAAUACAAUAAAAAGAAAUCAUUUAAACAAUCUGGCAUAUUUCUUUAUUUUUGAAGGGAACAUCAAUCAAGUUAACACACAAUUAAUAAUACCAGCCAAUACACAAAAUAUUAUGUGUAGAAGAUUACAAAUAUUAUGUUGGUCUCUAUGGAAUUACCCUUUUGUGAGAAUAUUGCUAUUUACAUGAAUUAGAAGGACUCAUUCACAACCUCUGCCUUGGAUAUUCAGUGUUCUUAAUAUCCAAACUGGACAGAAUCAAAUCAGAUUUGAUUAAAGUCUCAUAAUGUCUAGUUAGAGUGAAGCCAAGACCUUUCCAUAGUUGAAUGCAAGAAGCAAAGUUGCUUAUGUAGCAUACUGUUGGCAUCAAAAUUUCAACCUGUAUUUUUUUAAUCCAGCUUUACCAUUUCCGCUGAAAAUCCUAUACUUUAAAAAACAAAAACCACCUUAUUGCCCUUUGAAAUAUUAAGCCCCUUUCUAUAUACACCCAUGAUUGGCUCCUUUGUCUUUGUUGUCGUACUUUUAUUUGGGAUUAAGUUGUGCUUGUGGGUGGCAGUGUAGUCCCCCCCCCCAUUUUGUUAAGCACAAAAUCUAGGAGAAUUGAGUGGGGGGAAAGAACAUUUUGUUCCAGUUUCAUGCUGCAUUAGCUGCAGAACAUGUUGGGCCUACGCUCUUCAGUCGGCUUUAGGAAUCUGUUCUCUCUUAAAAGUUUGUAAAGGUGAAGUUUAAGUGGCUGUUCCUUAUUAUGUGUGCUAACACUUACUGAUUCAAAGUCAUUUUGCCAGUUCAGUAUAGACACUCUGAAAUACUGUUUACAGUUUUGCUAACAAGAAUGGAGAUGGCUUGAGCUUCAAUAAGCUAUUGAGCUCUUCAGGUUAUUGCAGAUGGCAAAUUUGAACUGGUUUGCCACUUCUGCUUUUGUGAAAAUUCCCUUUGAAGUAUGAUCUUAGAAUGUUUCGUUCCACUGAAACAGGAAACCGUUUCAGCUAAGUAAUUUGACAGAUAAUGAAACAGUAGACUUUAGGGUUUGACUUACAAUUGCUUUUAUAGGUUUAGGCUUCAGUAUGCUGAUGACAACAUAGUGUGUGCACGCUCAGAGUAUCUUUGCAGAAGCUUACAAAAAGCUUGGCCUAUCACUCAACAUCCAAAAAACCAAAGUGCUGCACCAACAAGUACAAAAUGACCUCUCUGCAGUGCCACAAAUCCAACUCAAUGGUGUAACGUUGGAAAAUGUUGAUCACGUCUCCUACCUAGGCAGUUAUCUUUCCACAAGGGCCAACAUUGAUGCGGAAAUCCAGCAUUGCCUGAGCUCUGUGAGUGCAGCUUUCUCCCGAUUGAAGUGCAGAGUGUUUGAGGCCCGGGACAUUCGCAGGGAAACCAAAAUGCUUGUUUACAAAGCUAUUGUACUUACCAACCUUGCUUGUGAAACAUGGACCACUUAUAAACGCCAUCUCCAACACCUUGAAAGAUUCCAUCAACGGUGCCUCCGAAAAUUUUUACACAUCACUUGGGAAGACAGGCGAACUAAUAUCAGUGUACUGGAAGCAGCAAAGAUCACCAGUGUCGAAGCAAUGAUUCUUCAACAUCAACUUCGUUGGACUGGUCAUGUUGUGCAGAUGCCUGAUGAUUGUCUUCCAAAGCAACUACUCUAUUCCUUAAAAAUGGAAAGCGUAAUGCUGGUGGUCAACAAAAGAGGUUUAAUGACUGUCUCAAGGCAAAUCUUAAAAAAUGUAGUAUAAACACUGACAACUGGGAAACACUGGCCUGCGAGUGCCCCAGUUGGAGAACAGCCUUUACCAAAGGUGUCAUGGGCUUUGAAGAUACUCAAACUCAGGACGCAAGGGAGAAAUGUGCUAGGAGGAAGACACGCUUGGCAAAUCCACACUGUGAUCAACUCCUGCCCGGAAACCAAUGUCCCCACUGUGGAAGAACGUGUGGAUCCAGAAUUGGCCUCCACGGUCACUUACGGACUCACUGUUAAAACCGUGUUUAUGGAAGACAGUCUUACUCGGCUACGAGUGAUCACCAACGAAGAAGAAGAGGCUGAUGUUUUAGAGCAUUCUAGGAUUCAAGUUCUUAGACCUGAUGCGAUUUAAAUAUUAAUCCUAACUAAUCUGCAGGUGUUGGUCCAGAACACCUUCAUCUGGGUUUGUUUAUAUUAAAAUUGAGUGAAACUUGUGAUUCCCUAUUAAGUCAGGUAGAUUUGAAAACGUGUACUAGAAUUAGCACUGGACUUCAAAUAUUGCAAAAGUCUUCAGUCAAGUUUUUUCUUUUUAAAAAAUGUACCGGGUGUUCUUCUGUACUGUAUAUAUUACUGGAUAUUCUGUUAACCAGACAGUGUAACCAAGAAAAAGGCAGGGAGAGUGUGAUCCUGAUCAUCAUUCUGGAUCUCU